AUGUUGAAGACGUGCAACCGCUGUCGGGCGCGACGCAUCAAGUGUGAUGCCCAGCUGCCGGCCUGCCGCAACUGCCACAAAGCCGGCCUGGCCUGCUCCUUUUACGACCACGUGUUGAAGGAGGAUGUUCCGCGCAGCUACAUCAAGAGCCUGCGGGACCGCGUGGACGAGCUGGCGGCCGUGCUGGCAGCAAAUGAGCGAGCAGCACGGGCGGAGGCAGACGAGCGAAGAGCAGCCGCAGCCGCAGCAGAAACAGCAGCUCCGACACGUCACCGCUACGAGCUGCCGACGCGGUCUUGUGACGAGACGCUGGUCUUGGGGCCGACGCCGCCAGUGGUUCUAGGCGACUGUGCCAUCCGUGCGCUGCUGCAGCUAGGCGUGUCCGUGGCGCCGCCGUCGGUGAUGGGCGGACAGGAGGAUGUCGACAGCCUGGUCUCUCCCCGCUCGUUCGGCUUCGGCCAGCCGUCGAAUCACGGCAGUCUCGGCCGCCAUCCUCUCGGCCAGCCAGCACACGGACUCACCGACCUGCCGCCCUCGACCGUGCGGCUCCUCCUCGCUCACUACGACCGUGCUGUCGAGCCGGCUUUUCCGCUCCGGCUCGGGCUUGCUGGUCUCUCCGACCGCUGCGUCGUUUUGUUGGUUUGUGCCGUCGCUGCCGCCCACAAGAGCUACCACGCGGCCUCGUGGCGGAGCGUCGCCCGUGCUUGUCGCGACGGGGCCGCUGACCUGGUCGGGCCGCGAAUCGCCCGCCGCGACGGCCAUGCCGUCAUCGUCCUGCUGCUGCUGGCCCUCUACGAGCUGGCCGACCCAGAUGGCGGCCGCGUCUGCGACUACGUCGACGGUGCCAUCGAGACCUGUCUGGAGCUCAGCUGGUCGACUGGUGGAGGUGGUGGCCGGAGCAGAAGCAAUGGAAGCAUCGCCAUCAAACACAGUCCCCCCAGCUCUACCCCCGACUGCAACACCAUCGUCGUCAAAACCGGCAGCCCAACCCCGGCGAGAAAGAGACCCAGGAUCAAGCAGGAGCAGCAGGAAAGAGACUGCGGCGAAAAAGAUUCCAAGCACAACGACUACAAGCACAAGAACGACAAGGAUAGGCACCAGCCCAAAGACCACACAUCCCCCAUACCCAGCGAUCUCUCCUCCUCUCAGCGCUCCAGCCUGCUCGCCGUCCUGGUCGCCAUCGAGCGCUCCCUCUGUGUCCUGUCACCGCGCCAGGGCAUCCUGACCGGCAUCCGGACCGACACCCUGACCGACACCGACCAUGCUUAUAUGGGCCACCGCCAGGUCGCCGACAUGCUCUUCGUCCACGCCUGCGCUGCCACACCGCUGUCUCCUCUCGCCUGUCCCGCCAGCAGCAGGCUGAUCGGCGAGGUCGUGGCCGUACUCCAGACCCUGCCGCUCGACCAACCGCUGGCCCAGGAGGCCUGGCUGCUGCUGCUCCCCCGUCUGGUCGAUCAUGCGCCCUGCAUCGGCUGCUCUUCCACGCUCGACGGUGGUUUUGGUCUGCACAUCCUCGUCGUCCUGCACGCCUGCCGCCUCGCCGACAGCGCCCACACCAUCCUCGCUGAGCCGAACCGUUUCAUGCCACCCGUCCUGGCCGCCAGCCGCGCCUUUAUGGCCGGCUGCGUUCUCGUCACCGCCAUCGCCGCCGGCUGGGUUGCCCAGGAGCCGCUGCACACCCGCGCCCUGCUCAAGUGCUCCGAGGUCCUGGCCUUUGCUGCGCCCUGCUGGCGCGGUGGCCGCGACUAUUACGACGUCUUCCGGCAGAUCAUCAAAGGGUUGGAUUGA
Messenger RNA from Grosmannia clavigera kw1407, 1788 nucleotides. RefSeq names its product c6 zinc finger domain containing protein. Gene Ontology annotation, molecular function: zinc ion binding; sequence-specific DNA binding; DNA-binding transcription factor activity, RNA polymerase II-specific. Lineage: Eukaryota; Fungi; Ascomycota; Sordariomycetes; Ophiostomatales; Ophiostomataceae. The coding region runs from base 1 to 1788 and encodes 595 amino acids. Gene Ontology annotation, biological process: positive regulation of transcription by RNA polymerase II. The transcript is spliced from 2 exons. The record is from RefSeq and is a predicted model, not a curated record.